Molecule: messenger RNA, 2247 nt
Organism: Clonostachys rhizophaga
Lineage: Eukaryota; Fungi; Ascomycota; Sordariomycetes; Hypocreales; Bionectriaceae
Source: the annotation of a GenBank genome assembly
AUGCCGCCCGUCCAGGGGACAUUCAAAGUCCUCCCUGGCCUCGCCCGUUCAGACGUAAACAAUGGCCCGAUCCGCCCCAUGACCUCGAAGCAGGUCAAGAAGGCCCACAAAGCAGCAACCCGCCAGCCGAAGCUGUCGCGCGCAGAGCAGAGACGCCUCGAGCUCGCGGAGCAGGAGCGCAUCCGGAAGGAGUUCGAGAAGGAGAAGACGGCGGCGCGGGCCCGGGCGGCCAAGGAGCGCAAGAAGCAGAAGGAACUGGCGGACAAGGAGGCGAAGCGGAAGAAAGGGCUGCCCCUUGUGGCUCCGAGGCCGAGUCAGGAGACGUUGUCAAGGUUCAUGUGGGGGAAUGGGAGCGGGCUGAAGCGUGAUGGGCGUGGGGCGACAGUUGCGCCUGCGCCGAUGGCUGCCGUAAGAGAGGAGUCGGCACAGCCAGAUGAGGAUUUGAAGAAACCUGACGAUGAGGAGGUGAAAGUUGAAAUGGAGCCAGCUAUGGAUGAGAGGGGUGGUGCAGAUGUUCAUAUCGAAGAACCGGAGCAGGCACAUUCUCCAGACGCCGCAUCCCCCAUACCAAACGCAGGCGCCGCACAGCCGGAAGUUCUAGCCGGACUACAAGCAUAUGAAGAACCUAUACAACCUACAAAUCUUCAUGUCGACGACACGGAUGAUAUGGGUGACCCAAGGCUGAGCGCACACGCCCAAUCUGAACCUCUGCCUGAGGUACAUGGGGGAAAAGAGCAUUCGCAAACCGCAGAUUCUCAUGUUAGAGAGCCGAUUCCACAAAAUUCACCACAGCCAAUAGUCCCUAAGCCAAGUAUUAGCAUUGACCAUACUGAAUCUCCGCCUGUGGUCCCAGGGGGGGAGGCUUUGAGGUCUGCAGCAAGCGAGGGGAGCUUCAUCCUAGGAUCCUCAGAUAUGAUCGACGAUGAAUCCUUACUUGAAUUAACGGAAUCCUUUGAACCGAAACCCGUAUUAGAUGGGCAGGAAACCGCAGCCCCAUAUCCCCAAAACGCACCAAUUCUGACCCCCGAAAUAAAGAUACCGGACAACUUGCCCGAUAACCUCCCCGAUGGCAUCCGCGCCGAGACCUCCGACGAUUUGGCUGUUCUUGGGGCAAUCACACAGUUAUUCCACGAUAUGGAUGAUGAUUACGACUACGAAAUGAUUGGGGAUGAAGUAAUAGAAUCGCACGAACCCCCAUUGGAAGAAGCGGCGCUGCCCCUCCCAGAACUUCAUGAUGAAACGAAACCCAAAGCGAUUUUUGAAGACCAGGUUUCGCCGCUACCACAGAGGAGUCAGAGGCACGGGCUCGAGAGGAAAGUCUCCAGCUUUUUUGGGAGCGAGUUAGAUGAUGAAUUGCUCUUACAGCUGGAAUUGCCCGGCGAUGUUGCUGCAUCUCAAUGUUGCCAGCCGGUAGACGAGCAGCCGCAACAGGAGUCUCCCCCGAAACGGGACCAUGCCAUUGGCAGUACAGGCCACCGUAGCACACCAAGCUCACCAAUAGCUCCACGCCAACGACCUCCUCCCAGCACGCAAGCUAUCCUUCUCAACCUCGACGACUACUUACCUUCUUCUACGCAACUAGCACUGGAACUCGACGAGGAUGAUAUCGAAGAAGACUUCCCUGUAGUUGAAGCUACCAAUCAGGUAAAACACCCCCCGCCAACUCCACGUCAUGGCCCCUCGCCUGCGAGCAGACAGGGUGUGCAGCCGACAAUGGCUGCUCCGCAGAGCGCUGGCCCGCCUAUUCGACCACAAAAGCGAUUCUUCAGCUCUUCUGGUUCCAACGAGUCGUUACAUCUCGCACUACAUCUUAGUCGGCGCACGGCAGCUCUCGAGGGUAUCCGCAGGAAUGACCAACGACGCGUGGAAGCCGGUCUUCUUCAAGGACGAACGAUAAGCCAGCCGCAGAGGCAUCAACACAAGAGGCCAAAAAUACCCAGCUUUGCUAUGAAUUAUCAAGUGAAACAUGACCCGCCGGUGCAGAAUGCUACGAGGAUAGCGAAGACUAUGAUUGAUGAGGUAUCAAGACCAAGCCCCCCUAACCCUACAAAGGGAAACCAGAGCACCAGGAACGAGCAGUCGGGCACAAAAUCAGCAGUGGCAAUCAAGGGGAAUGAUACAAACAAGGAGAAUAUACCGCCGGAACCGGUGACUGAUGACCUCUUGGGCUCCGGCCUGCCAGCUUCUCAGGAGACGGAGUAUGGUGGCGCUUGGAUGGACGACAUCGGGUUGGAUUUGGUUAUCUGA